Pieris brassicae (large cabbage white) is the source of this 988-nucleotide messenger RNA. Its product is annotated as CLIP domain-containing serine protease 2-like. Gene Ontology annotation, molecular function: serine-type endopeptidase activity. The transcript has 7 exons. The record is from RefSeq and is a predicted model, not a curated record. Gene Ontology annotation, biological process: proteolysis. Lineage: Eukaryota; Metazoa; Arthropoda; Insecta; Lepidoptera; Pieridae. The coding region runs from base 75 to 983 and encodes 302 amino acids.
UUGGUGUAGUUAAUUUAUGAGUAUUAGAACAGUAAUCAUGUGUUUAUGCUCAAAGAGAGCAUAGAUGUGAAAAUAUGUAUAUUAAAGUUAAAUAUUUAUUAUGUUUGGUUAUAACAUACGGCAGUGUUAUAGAAGAGCAGAGGACGGACAUCUCUAACCAUCCAGCUUGGAUAGAACUUGACCAAUACGAUUGUGGUUUUAGCGUAGCUGAUCGAAUCAUCGGAGGUUUAAAUGCCUCUUUAGGUCAAUUUCCUUGGAUUAUACGUAUUGGUUAUAAAAUUGAUGGAGAAGAUGAGCUAGAUUGGUUGUGUGGUGGAGCCCUAAUAUCCGAUCGACAUAUCCUUACAGCAGCUCACUGUCUACAAACCGCUGGGGAAUAUGAAGUAUCGACCAUACGUUUGGGUGAAUAUAACACGGAGACAAAUCCGGAUUGUCAGUUACAAGUGUGUGCACCCCCGUACCAAGAUAGAAGAAUGAGAACAAAGCGAAUUCAUCAGAACUUCAAUACACCUCCCUUUCACAAUGAUAUCGCUUUAAUCCUUCUUGAUAGACCAGUGGAGUUAAAUGAUUAUGUGACUCCAAUAUGUUUACCCAGAGACGAGGAAUUAGCUGACUUAAAAAUUGGUGAGAUAUUAACAGUGGCAGGAUGGGGUAAAAUGAACAUGACGACAGAGGAACGCGCAAAAAUAUUACAAUUUGUUUCGAUCCCAAUAGUAAAACCAGAAACUUGUGAGACUUUUGGUAAAGGCUUCAAACUGUCAAGAUCAGAAAUAUGCGCAGGCGCACAAUUAAAUAAGGAUGCCUGUGGUGGCGACUCAGGAGGUCCACUGAUGAAGGUAUUUGACACACUGGAAGGACCCAAAAGUUUUCUUAUGGGUGUCGUGUCAUUUGGCCCUACUAUAUGCGGAAUAAGAAAACCUGGAGUGUAUGCUUCUGUACCCCAAUUUAUGAAAUGGAUUUUAGAUAAUAUUGAAAUGUUAUAGCUUUA